Trematosphaeria pertusa is the source of this 548-nucleotide messenger RNA. RefSeq lists its product as uncharacterized. The transcript has 3 exons. Lineage: Eukaryota; Fungi; Ascomycota; Dothideomycetes; Pleosporales; Trematosphaeriaceae. The coding region runs from base 256 to 462 and encodes 68 amino acids. The record is from RefSeq and is a predicted model, not a curated record.
CAAGGAGCGGAGAGUGCGGAAGACAAGGCUUGGGCACAGUGCUGGUACGACCCAAGCUGUCACAGCAAAACAACUUGUGCUUGGAGCUAGAUUGGGCCGCGAUCGGUACCACGAUAAUCCCCGCGGUACUAUAUAAACUGCUUGAGCCGCUCUUUACUCUCUGAGCCGCUGCGUCGAUCCUCCACAACAAACAAAUACAGCAUCCCAUCUCUCUCAAUCCUCCUCUUCCGUACACCAAAUCGGACUAUUUCUAACAUGCGCCUCACCGUCGUCAUCACGACACUGAUCGUCGCCCUUACUUCCGCCCUUCCCGACCCCACGCCCCAGGGCUACACGGGGCCUUGCUCGGUGACAGACUGCGGGGUUAGUCAUUUGGAUUGCAGGAACAAGGGCAACUUGUGUGUGCCAUGGCCGAGCACGGAUCCGGCGCUCAGAAAGGGAUGCACGUGUAGUCUGGGGUAGAGAGGAUGCAGACGGCUGAAGGGGAGAAGGGAAAACAACGGCGAGAUGGAAAAGAGACACUUGAGCGUUACAAAGGACGAAUGAUA